CUCUUUAGUCUCUAUUUGUUAAAACCUAACUUGCCUUUCAGGAUUUUGUUGAUAUCAGGAAUCUCAGCCUGGUUUACACUCUUGCUGGAGGUAAGAAAUGUGUAGCUUCUUUUGAGUGAAGAAAUAGAACAUAUUGAUUUUUCAUCCGCUUCUUUGUGGAAGUAGCGACUGGUAGUUGUUAAUCUUCAUUUGUAAAACAUGUAGAGGGCAUAUGGUACUCUAUCAUAUGUGAAUGAAGGACUUGAGACUGCAAGAGACAUUGUAAACCUUCGAAGGCCAUGGCUGAUGAUUAGUGUCAAUGAUGAUAAAGAUCUUCACUUUCGAUCUCUGCAAUGUCUUCUCUACAGAAUUUGAUCAAGAAGACUGUCCAACAGACUGUUCAAGGCCCUGUGAAAAUGUGUGCCCUGCUAAUGCAAUAUCAUUGCAGGAGAAUACAGGACUAGGAAGUCCUUAUGAAAUCCAAAUACCAAGAGAUGGAGUUAUAACUGAACGCUGCUAUGGCUGUGGUCGCUGUUUCCCAGUUUGCCCCUAUGAUAAAAUAAGAGAGGUAACAUAUGUAAGAGAUGCUAUUACAACUGCUGAUCUCAUGAAAAGAGAUGAUGUGGAUGCUAUAGAAAUACAUACAAGUGGGAGGCAGACUACACCCUUCAGGGAACUAUGGACUGCUCUGGGAGAUUCAGUAAAAUAUAUGAAACUAAUAGCACCUCCGGGUUUCUGGGUUAGCUUACCAAAUGGGGGGAACUCAACAAUAUCCUCCAUGAAUGAAAUGUUUUCUACCAUGAAACCUAAUCUUCAAUGCUUCAACUUAUGUCAGUUGGAUGGCCGUCCCAUGAGUGGCGAUAUUGGGAGAGAAGCAACUAAGGAGACUGUUGCCUUUGCUGUUCAAAUGGCUGAUGCAAGAGAUGACUCAAUGCCAGGCUUCCUUCAACUGGCUGGUGGAACUAAUGCUCACACGGUAGAUGGGUUGAAGAAAGAAGGCCUUUUCCAAACAACCAUUGUUACCAAGAAUUCAGAUUAUGCAACCUCAAGAGCAGGGUCAGCUGAUUCAUCCCAUGCUUUAAUCGGUGGUGUAGCUCAUGGGGGCUAUGCACGUAAGAUCGUAGGAAGAGCAAUGAGAGCCAUGCAAUCCCAACAUGGUGUAGUUGCUCGUAUUGAGGAUCAUCCACACCAUCUCUUGCUGGCUCUUAAGGAAACCCUUGCUUUGGUUGGACCUUUUAAAUGUCAAUAAUCAAUGAGCAUAUCACAAAAAUACAAAGAGCACUCGCACCCAAAUUCUGUGUUCUGCAUACAGUUGGCUACAGGUCGUUUCAUGGGGCUACUACGUAUAUUUAUGAUAGGAUUGAAAAUAUGGCCCAAAACCUGGCCCAGAAUUUGUUAUGUUGUAUCUCGUUAGUACAAUUCAUAAAAGGGAACAUCCAAGUGUCAAAUAUGCAGUUGGAAAUUGUAGUUGCAGGCAACAGUUGAUUAGAUAUUGAAGGAUAGAAAUAGGAAUUUCAUAUGUUAUUUAAGUGGCGAUCAACUCUUAAAUAAUGAUUUCUGUGAGAAGUUAGCUCAAACGCAUUGGCGAUGAUGCUUAUACAAAAUGAAGCAAUUAGAUCUUUAACUAA
Neltuma alba is the source of this 1607-nucleotide messenger RNA. RefSeq lists its product as uncharacterized. Bases 299 to 1228 code for a protein of 309 amino acids. Lineage: Eukaryota; Viridiplantae; Streptophyta; Magnoliopsida; Fabales; Fabaceae. The transcript has 11 exons. The record is from RefSeq and is a predicted model, not a curated record.